AUGGCCCUGAAGCUUCUGCCAUUUCUAGCCCUUGUGGCCCAGGCGGCAGACUACAAUAUCGUUAACUUGGACAACAACACUCUCAAGCUGCUAACCGGCCACAGCCUUCCUGCAUUUGUUCGCUUUGACCGGGAUUACCCCUAUGGCGAGAAGGCUGACGCCUUCAAGGCGGUGGCGCAGACUGCAGUAGGUGCCCAGGUCCUGAUUGGCACAGUUGGCAUCUCCACCUAUGGUGAGAAGAUGAAUCAGGAUCUGGCGGAAAGGUUUGGCUACAAAUCGCCAGACAAAGAUCUGGAAUACAGUGACAUGGACAACAUCUUUCCCAAAUAUCGCUUCUUCCCGGCCAAUGGUGGUGCGGAUAUCGAGUAUACUGGACCCGUGACUGCUGAUUCGAUGACGCUGUUCCUGAAGAAGGAGCUUCUGAGCCUUUUGUUCACGACAGUGGUGGCACAAUCCAACCCUGCCGCUCAGGAGGCCAAGAUCUACUUCGGCCUUAAAGGAACAAUUCGCGAGUUUGACAAGCCUCUUGGCAGAGCGCAGGCGGCGAAAGCAGAGCCCAGCGAAGAAGAGAAGCAGGAAGCCCCGGCAUCAUCUUCAGCACCAGUUGAGGAAGAGGCCAGUGUCAGCAAGGACACCCCUGAGUCUGGAGAUCGUGACCGCGCUGGUUCAAGAGAGAAGACUGAGGUCUUCGAGCAGGAGGUGACCACUGAGGAGAAGGACAGAGCAGCAGCCAGCGAUCCACAGGCCUUUGGAUUGCGAGUCAAGAAGGAGGAGGUUGAGGCUCCCGCGGAAGAAGAAGCGGGGGCGGAGGAGGCCCCUGGAGGUGAGACAAUCUCCGAGUACGAGGAAUUGGCCGAGCCCAUUCCACAUCCCGACAUAGAGCUGAAGACACUUCGAGGACUGAAGGUGGUGCACAUCCAGGGGCAGUAUUGGGAGAGCGAGGCCGAAGUCGUGGGAGAGAUUUCAGGCAUGUUGAUGGGGGAGGACGGAGCGUGGGUGACCUUACGCACCCAUGGAACGUCCACCGAAAGCAUCCUGAAGUUCAUCAGUGGGCGAACUCGGAAGGAACUUCAGGUGCGGCAGAAAGAGGCAAAGGUCGAGGAGACGCUCACAAGGCCGAGGUGGCCGUCGAAGAUCUCCUGGGAAAGGCGGAGAGGAGACAAAGCCGCGGGAGUGAAGCCCAUCAUUCUGCAGUAUUGCCGGCAACAGCUAUGUCAAAAUAUGAGCCCCCCGGUAGCGCGGGAGGCGUUGCAUUGGGCUGCAACGAUGGACAUGUUGUUGGAGGGGAGAGUUUCCUCGGCGUUGGACGUGAUGUGCCAAAGGCUGAAAAGCCUGGAGGGCUUGGCCUCCAACACCGAGGUGAACUUGGCAGGCCAAGCGGCGCACCAGGAGGCCAAGGUGAUGCAUCGGGCCAGCAGUUCUGCGUGGGAGCGGCCCAAAGGCAAGGACAAGGGAGGCAAGAGCAAAUGGAAGGAGGAGCGGUCAGAGACCAAAGGCGAGAAGGGAAAGAAAGACAAGGGCGAUGGCAAGAAGAAGGCGCAGUGA
Molecule: messenger RNA, 1545 nt
Organism: Durusdinium trenchii
Lineage: Eukaryota; Dinophyceae; Suessiales; Symbiodiniaceae
Source: the annotation of a GenBank genome assembly